AUGGUCCGCCAAAUCCUCUUCCGCGUAAUCUACGCCGACGAAAACGCCGACCGCGACACCGUCCACAACGCGCUCAUCUCCCAGAUGACCUGGAAACCGGCGCUCCUGCGCAACCACAUGCGGCAUCGCAUAAAGAGCGUCGCCUACCCGGCCGUCGCGCCGCACAAAGGCAAGAAUGUGCAGGGUAUACUGGUGAGCGGGCUCACGGAUGGGGAUAUUCGACGACUGGAUCGGUUUGAAGGGGAUCAGUAUGAUCGGAAGGUGCUAGGCGUGGAGUUGCUUGGGGAGGAUGGGGUGUUUGGGACGGGUGGGAACGUAGAGGCGGAGGUUUAUAUGUGGAAUUAUAAGUAUGAGGGGUUGAGGAGGGGGGAGUGGAGUAUUGAGGAGUUUCGGGAGGUGCAUUUGAGUAAAUGGGUUGGGGAGGCGGGGGAACAUGAAUAUCAGGAUAUUGAAACUGAUUAUGCUGUUGCUGCUGUCAGUGAUGUUCCUGCGAAAGAUGGGGGGGACAAAUCCAAGGCUCAGAAAGAGAGUGGUGCGAAAACCGAUGCUGCUGAUGUUGAGGACGAUGAUAUGGACGCUGCUGUUUGA
This is a messenger RNA of Glarea lozoyensis ATCC 20868, 588 nucleotides long. Its product is annotated as BtrG-like protein. NCBI's taxonomy places the organism in Eukaryota, Fungi, Ascomycota, Leotiomycetes, Helotiales, Helotiaceae. The record is from RefSeq and is a predicted model, not a curated record. Bases 1 to 588 code for a protein of 195 amino acids. The transcript is spliced from 2 exons.